CCGAGCGAGGGGACCGCAGAUCCCAGAAGGCGCCGGGUCGGCAGUGGAGGAGGUGGGCAGAAAUGUCCAGCCUGCUCGCAGCCUCCGGUCGGGCGCUCUUCGAGUUUGCUUUCUGCACACAUGGUACCGGCCACAAUACCCCCUAGACUGUUUGGGAAAUGGCGCAGGCAAUAAUAUAACACUCGCGUUAGAUAAAACAAAACACUCCUGCGUUAUCAGAGCCUCGUGGACUGCAGUGUGUGUGUGUGGCUCCUGGUUUUCUUUCUAUCCUGUCAUUUUGUUUUAAAUCCCGUGGACUGUUGGGGAUCGCGGAGCGCAGUUUGAGUGAGCGAGGCAGCCCCCCGACUCGGGAGCUGUGGCGCUCGUCACUUUGUUACAGGGAUAAUCGAGUUGGAAACAUUGUACCGCAGCCUGUUGUGUGGGUGCCGGAUGGCAGAGGCUGUCCAGUCGCGCACACGCUCUGCCCCGGGAGGGGGAGUUUGACGGAGGGGAGCGCACCGACUCUGACAGUUCAGGAAGUGGUUUGAAAUGGGCUACACCGACACUACACGGAAAAGGUCGCCGGCGUGUCAGCAUUAAAAUCCGCAACAGACCGGCGGCAGAUCCGACCAGAAUGGCAUCAAGUAAUUCGAGUUUAUCCGGCUCAUCAGUCUCGUCAGAUGCUGAAGAGUACCAGCCACCAAUAUGGAAAUCCUACUUAUACCAGUUACAGCAGGAAGCACCACGACCAAAAAGAAUGACUUGCCCCCGAGAGGUUGAAAACAGACCAAAGUACUAUGGAAGAGAAUUCCAUGGGAUGAUAUCUCGUGAGGAGGCCGAUGAACAGCUCGGUGGAGUUGAGGGAGCUUACCUCAUCAGAGAGAGUCAACGUCAGCCAGGAAGUAACACUUUGGCUCUGAGAUUUGGAUAUCAGACAUUAAACUACAGAUUAUUCUAUGAUGGAAAGCACUUUGUAGGAGAGAAACGAUUUGAGUCAAUCCAUGAUCUCGUGACAGAUGGUUUGAUAACCCUUUACAUAGAAACUAAAGCAUCUGAAUAUAUUUCUAAGAUGACUACCAAUCCCAUCUAUGAGCACAUAGGAUAUGCCACACUGUUGAGAGAGCAAACCUCAAAAAGACUGAUAAAAACAAAGCGAGACAUUAGGAAGGUGUCCUUGAUGAACGAUGAAAACAGUUCAGUUGAAAAGAUCACCUCGCUUGUCAGAAGGGCUGCCUUGAAGCAAAAUGAGAACAACUUCAAUUAUGAGAAAGCUCACAAUUUUAAGGUCCAUACAUUCAGAGGUCCUCACUGGUGUGAAUACUGUGCCAACUUCAUGUGGGGCCUGAUAGCACAGGGAGUCAGGUGUUCAGAUUGUGGUUUGAAUGUACAUAAGCAGUGUUCGAAGUUUGUACCUAAUGAUUGUCAGCCUGACCUCAAAAGAAUCAAGAAGGUGUACAGUUGUGACCUGACAACACUGGUAAAAGCACACAAUACGCAGAGGCCUAUGGUGGUGGACAUGUGCAUUCGGGAGAUUGAAGCUCGAGGUUUGAAAUCCGAGGGGCUUUACAGAGUGUCUGGGUUUAGCGAGCACAUAGAAGAUGUUAAAAUGGCAUUUGACCGAGAUGGUGACAAAGCUGACAUCUCUGCCACAAUGUAUGCGGACGUCAAUAUCAUUGCCGGUGCCCUUAAGCUGUACUUCAGGGAUCUGCCAAUACCGGUCAUCACCUAUGAUUCGUAUCAGAAGUUCAUUGAAUCAGCCAAAAUUACUAACCCGGAUGACAGGCUGGAGGCGAUCCAUGAAUCGUUAAUGUUACUACCUCCUGCACAUUAUGAGACGUUGCGGCAUUUGAUGAUUCAUCUGAAAAAGGUCACUUUGCUCGAAAAGGAAAACUUGAUGAACGCAGAGAACCUUGGGAUUGUCUUCGGGCCUACGCUGAUGCGACCUCCUGAGCAAAAUACACUGGCAACUCUGAAUGACAUCCGAUACCAGAGACUGAUCGUCCAGCUCUUGAUUGAAAAUGAAGAUGUAUUGUUCUGAGAAAGGAAAGCAAUAUGACAUAUAUAAAAAAAAACAAUGCUGUAGUUGCAACUUGUGACCGAGCUGUAAAGGCACUGCUGAGCCCUUAUGGGUUGGCUGUGUGGACGAAGAAAGCUGUGACACUGCAGUCCUUUCUUGUUAGGAAGUACGUGUUUAAUUAUGUGAGCUGAGGCCGGUAAAGAAAAAUGUUCCUAAUAUCUUAUACAUUUUUGAACAUCAGUUGAACAGAGUUAUAUUAGGAAGAACAAAGCAAUGGUUAUGUACAAUUCCCACAAGCUGCAGAGUUGAUUUCAUUGUUCCUUUUUUAAGAAUAUAUAUAUAUAAAGGCAUAUACGCUCAAUCAAAAAUGCCAAUAAUCAAAAUUCCACUCCAAAGUUAGCCUGGUGCGAAGUGAGUGUAUUUUCAUUUGUAUCGAUAGUAUUUACUUGUUUUGUAUUUGAAUUAUAUCACAGAGUUCAGAAUUGCACUAAGUGUCUCUACAAAUUGGUAUAUCAACUAAUAUAUACCUUUACAUUUUUUUCCAAGGUUCAUUAACUUAAAUAGAGAUGUGUGCUACAUAUAACAAAUUAUCCAGCUAAUAUACUACAAGUGAUCAAUUUUAUAAUGAUUGUGGGAGAUCUGUGCCACUUACAUGCAACAGUAAAGGACAGCAUUCAAAUAGUAAUGUUCACAAUCUGUAAUUAUAAUUUUUCCUUUUCUGCUUCAAGUUCCCCCUACAUUCACUGAAUGCUCAGUCAAUAUUCCUCUAAUUGUUUUUAUACAGCUGUGCAGGCCCACCAUUGCUAUGAGUGCGGCACUUUAAUAAAAUAUUAUCUCAAAGGAAAUUCCAGCUGCAUGGCAAAGGCUAUGUGUACUUGAGCAUCUCAGUUACUGUGCGGCCGUGCAGCUUAGAGAGAAUGGCGGUACUCAGUAAAAAAUGGAUUAAUUGUCACAUUACUGAAUUUAGGACUGGUGCCUAUUGAUUCGUGGAAGGCAUUUAAUCGUGUAUAUGUAUAAAGCUGUACUUAGUUGUCAAUUUGGUAAUGAUAGCAGGAAGUCACCAAAGUUAUGAGUUGAGGAGGAGGGAACUUCUUACGAUACCUAAGUGAGCUGCAUUUGAAAGCAGUCAAACGUAGUACCUUCAAGAUAAAUUUCUGAAUUCCAUCACUUUGGUUAAAAACACCUGUGAAAUCAUUUAUGUAUUGGAAUAGCAACAUUCUAUGACACCACAACAGCAGCCCACUCAUCUUUUGAAAAAUACAUCACUUCAACAUCCUGAAGAAUUCUGUGCAUAUAAAUUUGAUAAUUUUCAAAUCCAGAUACGAUUUCUGUAUAAAUCAAAUGCUACAGUUGCUUAAAAGACCACUUUUUGAUUCCUUUCUGAGGUGUAAAUUUGAUUGUUAUGUUGUAUUUGCCAUAGUCACUGGUACCCAUAAAUGAAAUGUCUUCCUUCAAAA
Molecule: messenger RNA, 3453 nt
Organism: Mobula hypostoma (lesser devil ray)
Lineage: Eukaryota; Metazoa; Chordata; Chondrichthyes; Myliobatiformes; Myliobatidae
Gene: chn2
Product: chimerin 2
Exons: 13
Coding region: 614-2017 (467 amino acids)
Biological process (GO): signal transduction; regulation of small GTPase mediated signal transduction; positive regulation of GTPase activity
Molecular function (GO): GTPase activator activity
Source: RefSeq, a predicted model, not a curated record